This is a messenger RNA of Caenorhabditis auriculariae, 2308 nucleotides long. NCBI's taxonomy places the organism in Eukaryota, Metazoa, Nematoda, Chromadorea, Rhabditida, Rhabditidae. The record is from the annotation of a GenBank genome assembly.
AUGGCGAUAAUCGGCGAGUUGGAGGGACAUUCGCGGCAGAACUGCUCCUGCUCGUCGGCCUCUUCUCUGCCGGAGUCCGUCGAAGACUGGGCCAAAGGUCUUCAGCCGGACCAGUGGACUUGGACCUCUGAACCGGUUCGUUUUAUUCAUAUUUCCUAAUAAAUCAAACUGUUACAAAACGUUUCUCGGAAAAUUUCAUGCUUAUGUUUAUAGAAACAUCAGUUUUUCAUUUCUCUCUCGUUCUUCGUAGUCCAAAUUUAACUUUUUGCACCAAUUUAAUUUUUUUUUAUAACUGAUUUUUUUCCAUCUUUGGGUCGUCAUUUUUUUCCAAACACAGCUAGUUUUCUUUUCUUUUUUUUUUUGGAAGAAAUCAUAGUAUGAAAAGUUUUCAUUCGAGAUUUUUUUCAUUUUUUUUUUCAUUCAAUUUUGAAAGUCCUAGGUGGACUUAUGAUCAUGUGAAACGUAAAAAAACGGUUUUUUUCGAAAAAAACAGGAAUUUUUUUAGAAAUAUUUUUUUCAUAAAGAACUUUUUUUUAACCUGUAUUUAUUUUAUCGUAAACCCCAUCUUUUGACAGAGAAUUCGACUGUUUGAACAAAUGAGGUUGUUGUAUAAGGUGAAUUUUUAAAAAAAUGACUUGGAAUAAAAAUGAAAUUUGACUUUUCUUCAAAAGUUUUUUACACAAUGAGUUGUUGCAGAAUAACAUGGAGGCUGUGGUUCAAGGCGACAGAGUGACCUUCCAUCCGGUUUACGCUUUCGGAACUGCCGGCGUCCGAGGCGGCAAGAAACUGACGGCUACGACAGUCGCCUACUGGGAGAUCGAGAUCGCCCAGCCGCUCUACGGCACCUCCGUCAUGUUCGGCGUCGGCACGGCUGACGCCAAGGUCAGUACUUUCCUUGUUCAAAGUAUCAUGAUCAUCAGAAGAUGAGCCUUGGCAAAAAAAAAAGGCAAAAGGUUGAAGGUUUUGAGCUCUAAGGAACUUUGCAGAGAAGUACUUUCAGACCUCCUGAUCACAGAAAUAUUGACAUAUUAUAGAAAAAGUCGCCUCUUUUUGAGUUCAUAUGCUUUUAAAUGCAUAAAAAAGCCUUUCUUCAGACGCUGGCCAGGUCGCAGUUCAUCGACCUCCUCGGAGACGACGAAAAUUCCUUCGGACUCAACCACCUCGGAAUGGCCUACCAUGGCGGCGUCGGUGUGGCCGUCUCUCGCGAAGUCAAAUCCACCAAGUGAGUCGAAACUGGGAAAAACUCUCAAGAAGCUCCUCAAGGACUAUUUAGAGGGAACACUUGAGUGGCCACUCAAAACCACCUCUAUAGAAGCCACUAUGUUUCGUCUUAGCGUCUCUGUAGUAGUUUCUGGUAGUACUAGAAAAAAAAGGCCAAUAAUUUUCAGCCAAGUGGUCACUGAACCGUCAAAACCCUCAAGUGACCAUUAAACUUUUUUCAUUUUUCUUUUUAAACUGAACGGUUUCAGCUGCGUGAUCGGAGUCCUAUUCGACGGCCCUCGCCAGAGAAUCAGCUACUUUGAAAAUGGCGUCUAUCUCUGCACUCCAUUCGCCGACAUCAACGUCUCUCUGCCUUUUUAUCCCAUGAUCUCCAGGUUUUUCUCAACUGAUAACGAGAAAUAAAACGAAAUAUUUCCAUUUCAGCACUGCCCAGCAGUCUCAAUUCAUCGUUAGAAACCAAUUUGUUCACAAUAAGGUGAAAAGUCUCUACGACGUUGCUCUGAGACAGGUUGGUGACGUUUUAUUACUUGAAACUUGAUAAAUUUAGGCUCAUAUUUCGAAACUAUGCUUUCAAAAUGAAAGUUCUCAAAAUAUUUUUUUAGCCUUGUUUUUCUAGACAAUUCUGCUUUUCAUAACAGCUGUAAAUGAAUUUUUGAGACUUUUUUCAUCUGAAACGGUAUUUCAUAGGGUCUUUAAACGAUUAGCGAAAUAGUGUACAAAAAUAAGAGAUUCAGACAUUUUUAAUAUCAUUUGUACCUAGCGACGAUGGAUGAAGGAAAGGUUUGAAAUGUUUAAUUUCGUAUUAUAUUUUCUCUAGAAACUAUUAAAUUUCCACAUCAUUCCAGAGCCUAACUUUCAAAGUUCUAAAAAAUUUCAGGUCCACCUCCGAGUUCCUGGAAAAGCGCUGGACUCUUUGCCCCUGCCGCGAACGAUGCUCCGACAACUGCGCGAGAUGGACCGCAAGCGAUCCGCGACGCAGAUGACCUACCUGCGACAGUCGCGAAAACGCGUCAACCACGUCUCCGCGACCCUUCGACCCAUGUGCAACUUCAGCUUCACCGCCUCGCCCCGAAUAGCUCGGAGUUGA